AUGGCGCACUUGACGUACGGUAGACUUUCGUGUAUCAUGACAAAAUAUGCCAACAAGUCAUUGGUUUCACGAGCCGGAAAACAAAUAAUACCCUUGACUGCCUGCUGUUUACAGUUUACACGGCGGCACCGGUCGAUAGAUGCUAAGGCUUUGCAUGAGCGGCAGAAGCAGCAGAUGGCUCGAGGCCUCCCCAAGCAAAAAGCCAUCACGGGUGUCCGCCAGGUGCUAGUGGUAGCUUCUGGGAAAGGCGGCGUGGGAAAGUCCACCACUGCAGUCAACUUAGCACUGGCGUUGAUGGCCAACGAACCGUCCAAGUCUGUGGGUCUGCUCGAUGCCGACGUUUACGGUCCAUCCAUUCCCAAACUGAUGAAUCUGAAGGGAAACCCGGAACUCACUGACAACAACCGGAUGCUCCCACUCAUCAACUAUGGAAUUCCUUGCAUGUCAAUGGGCUUUCUAGUGGAGGAAACGGCACCCAUCGUGUGGCGGGGCCUUAUGGUCAUGUCAGCCAUCGACAAAUUGCUCAGACAGGUCGAUUGGGGUUCUCUGGACUACCUGGUGGUCGACAUGCCUCCCGGAACGGGCGACGUACAGCUAACUAUCACGCAAAGCAUCCCGAUAGCAGGUGCUGUAAUCGUGUCCACACCUCAAGACGUUGCCCUGCUGGAUGCGCGCAGGGGAGCCGAAAUGUUCAGAAAAGUCAACGUGCCCGUUCUAGGCCUGGUGCAAAACAUGAGUGUGUUCCAAUGUCCCAAGUGUAACCACCAGACCGCCAUCUUCGGGUCGGACGGCGCACGACGGCUGGCAGAUGCGCUGGGCGUCACUUUAUUAGGUGACGUCCCGCUUACCGUCAACAUCAGAGAAAUGUCUGACGUCGGGAAACCAGUGGUCGUGUCAUCACCAGACAGCCCGGAGGCUUUAACCUACAUGACGUUGGCGAGUGCGGUCGUGCGGAGGCUUCAAGAGAUCAACACUUGA
Molecule: messenger RNA, 978 nt
Organism: Nerophis lumbriciformis (worm pipefish)
Lineage: Eukaryota; Metazoa; Chordata; Actinopteri; Syngnathiformes; Syngnathidae
Source: RefSeq, a predicted model, not a curated record